Formica exsecta is the source of this 8409-nucleotide messenger RNA. It is a transcript of the gene hyd, whose product is annotated as E3 ubiquitin-protein ligase UBR5. Gene Ontology annotation, molecular function: zinc ion binding; ubiquitin-protein transferase activity; RNA binding. The transcript is spliced from 32 exons. Lineage: Eukaryota; Metazoa; Arthropoda; Insecta; Hymenoptera; Formicidae. Gene Ontology annotation, biological process: regulation of double-strand break repair; DNA damage response; protein polyubiquitination. The record is from RefSeq and is a predicted model, not a curated record. Bases 16 to 7602 code for a protein of 2528 amino acids. Gene Ontology annotation, cellular component: nucleus.
AUAGGAUUGCAAUUUAUGUAUUUUAAUAUUUUAGAUAAUAAGAAGAAAGAAUUAGCAUCGCAAAGUCCACUAUGGAUAUCUGAAGAUUUAGAGUGGUGGCACGAUCGCAGUAACGAUCCAGUACCCCGUUUUGUACAAAUCGCAUCGCUUUACAGUGAAUUAAUUGCAGUUUCUGCAUCAGGACAAUUGUACCAAUGGAAAUGGACAGAAUCGGAACCGUAUAAAAAUGCAGAUAAUCCAAAUGUGCACCAUCCAAAAACCAUUCCAUUGGCAUUGACAGCAGAAAAAAUAGUCAAUAUAUCUGCUACAGCAAUUCGAUGUUCUGUUAGUACCGAGAAUGGAAAAGUAGCAACUUGGCUUGAUGAACUUUUAGGACAUGUUGCUUCCCGUCUUGAGCAUCCUGCACAAGCUUUCACUGAAUUUACAUUGGAUAAAAUUGUAUCACUUUAUACAUGUGCUUUGUACACUGUUGCAAGACUCGAAAGUGGAACAUUGUAUUGGUGGGGCGUUUUACCAUUUGCACAACGUAAGAAAUUGUGGGAAAAAUACAAAGCAAAAUCACGCAAGCAUAGACCAUCCACUGUUUUAUCAAGCGACAUUAGUUAUGGGACACAUGUAUGCAUGAAAAAUAGUCCAGUUUAUCAACCAGGAGCUAUUGGAUUUACAAUAGCUAAUGGUAUACCAAAAGUGGGACAGUUGCUAUCGGCAGCAUGGAAUGUAGAUGCUACUUGUAGAUUUAAAAUAUUACCUGCUGGUACACAUGUAUCUAACACAAACACUGAUAAACGCGAGUCUAAUGGAAAUGGAACCACAACAGUUGUAAACAAACCGAAUCAUAAGGAAACUGCUGAUAGACUUGAUAUGCCUCCUCCACCAUCACCAGCUUCGAGUACUUGUAGUGAUACUGGCAGCAUUACAACAAGUCACAAACGACAGAAACGUAUAACACCUCGAAGUGAAGGAGAAUUUGAAAGAAAGGACGAAGAAGAUUGGCAAUUGAAAGAUGUUGUUUUUGUCGAAGAUGUCAAAACUGUACCUAUCGGAAAAGUUAUCAAAGUUGAUGGUUGCUAUGUAGCAGUUAAAUUCUUUUCAAGAGAUUCAAAAGAAAAGGAAAUUAAAGAAAAGGAUUUUAGUCAAUCAGAUUUUAAGGAUCUUACAACGGAGGAGCCAAUGAAGUUAUUAGCAGAUUGUAGACUCUUACGUAAAGAUGAGUUACAGGUAAUUAAAUCGUCAUUAAAUCCACGAGCCCCGGAUUGUUUUCAAAGAACACCUAGAAGAGUUAACAUAAUGGAAAGUUCAAAUGAUAGUUUGUUAACUAUAUCCAUUGAUGGACAAGGUAUUCAUGCUAUAUUAAAAAGUGGAAACAAAUUGAGUUAUGUAGUGUACAAUUUAAGUACAGGAAGAUAUGUUCAAGAUCGUUAUAUUCCAUCUGAUAUUUCAUCAUUUUUGGGGCUGCAACCUCAAAAUAUUAAUCUUACAAGUGCAGGAGAGAAUAUCGAAUGUUCUAUGAUUUUACGAGAUGGUAAUAACACUAUUUACCCGAUCGCGAAAGAUUGCGCUGACGCCAUACGCGACCCAAAUUGGCUGGAUCUAGUACCAGUAAAUUGCAUAGGUGCAGCAACUAUUCCCAUUUCUAGCUGCUCCAAUUCAUCCAACUUAAAAAAUCAGGUUGCAGUUAUCGCAUUAGCAUUCGACAAUCUUUUGCUUAUGCCACGUAUAUUGCGAUGUGAUUACGAGAGUGUAAAACAAGUAUUUUGUAAUUUGGAACAAGACCUAAAGAACAAUUUGACAUAUUUAAACGCAAAUUCACAAAUUCAAACAAUACUAAAAGAACGCUGUGAUGGCAAUCGAAAUAUACUUCACGCUUGUGUUAACAUGUGUUCACCAACUUCCAAUAAAGAAACUGAACAAGUUAUUGAACGUGAAUUGGUAUCGAAUGCAGUAGAUAACACUUCUGCACCUAUUGAAGAGCCAAUUCCGACAUUAAGUUGGCCACCUGAAGCAUUUGAUAAUACAUCCGGAGAAGAGGACAGUUUGUUAAGCAUAGGUGCUGCUAGCAUAUCUAUGAUGAAUAAAUCUAAUAUUGGGGCUACAUCUAAUAAUACAUACAUUAUAGAUUCCGUUGAAAGGCGACAUAAUGCACUGCUUAUACUAAAAUAUAUGUGCGAAAAUAAUAUUCUAAUACCACACUUGAAGGAAUUGUUGACAGCAAAGGAUGCUCAAGGACAAACUCCGCUCAUGCUCGCCGUAUCGGUUCGUGCGUAUCAUGCAGCUCUUAUUUUAUUGGACACUAUACAAAAAGUAGGCAAAGAUGCAAAAGAUAUUUCAGCCAUGAUACUGCCAGCUGAUGCCAGUCCAGAUCUUUCUCCAUUAUUUGUUACUUGUUGCAAUGAUACGUGCAGUUUCACAUGGACUGGGGCUGAACAUAUUAAUCAAGACAUUUUCGAAUGUAGAACUUGCGGUCUGACGGGAUCUUUGUGUUGUUGCACUGAAUGCGCUCGUGUUUGUCAUAGAGGUCACGAUUGCAAGCUUAAAAUAACUUCUCCCACAGCAUAUUGCGAUUGUUGGGAAAAAUGUAAAUGCCGUGCUCUCAUUGCCGGUCAUCAAGGUGCGAGAUAUGAUUUGCUGUGUCGUCUCAUAAACAAUACUGAUCUUGCCACGAAGAUUAAUUCACGGGGUGAAAGUAUUUUGUUAUUCUUGGUGCAAACAGUUGGAAGACAACUAGUCGAACAACGACAAUUUAGAUCAGCACCUAGACAACGAUCAACCUCGGCUAGUCGUAAAGCACCGACGUCAGACGGUUUAGGUACAGAUUCAGAUAUGCCAGAUCAUGAUUUGGAGCCUCCUCGAUUCAGUCGAAAAGCGCUUGAAAGAUUGUUGAAUGAUUGGCCAGCUGUUCAAUGUAUGAUUAUGUCAGGUGUUUCUGAAAAUGGUACUAAUCAAUUAUUUGGUGAUCAGGGACAAUUAUGCCGGCAAAGUGGUACCGCAUUACUAGACAAAUUUACGCAUACCUUAUUUACUAAAUGUAGCGCCGAAAUGCUCGAUACAUUGCUCACCACUCUGAUUAGAGAAUUGCAAGAUGAAUCUGUGCCUGGACGACAGGAAGAAGCGAAUAAUGUGGCGCGUCGAUUUGUAAGAUCCGUGGCACGUAUAUUUGUUAUUUUCACUAUAGAAAUGGCACCAAACACGACAAAAAGACGAAGCACAAAUCAAGCUUCGCAACCUUUUAUGAAGUGUCGAAAGGUUUUUCAAGCGCUAAUCAAAUUAGCUAUAGAAGAAUUAUGUGAAACAGCAGAUUCAUUGAUAGCACCAGUCAGAUUAGGUGUGGCACGCCCAACCGCACCGUUUACAUUAACGAGUUCAGCUAUUGAAGUGAUUAAUAGUUCAGAGGAAUUAUUUUCUAUAGAGCCUUUAAUACCUCACAGUGGUGUUAGUUCACAGACAUUGGACGCAGCAUUACAAACACAGCAAGCAAAUAAUAAUAUAGCAAUUUCAAGAGGAGAUGUUUCUGCUGUAGAUGAAGCAGAAGGUGGAGAAGAAAUACCUAUGGACAUGGAUGGUGAUAUUAGCGAACACGAGGAAUCGGGUGUUUCUGGAACCGCUACUGGUCAACCAAUUGGUGAAGUUGACUCGAAUGUCGGUGGUGUUGGUGAAGAACAAGCUGGAGACGGUGAAUCAGAUACAGAAUUGGACCUUUUGGCGGAAGCGGAAACUGAAUCCGAUUCAGAUGACAAUCAUAGCAAUCAGGAUGCAGCAUCCGCGCAACGUAGCGUGCAAACUGGUGCGACCGCUGGUUCCGAUGGUGGAAUGGGAUCGAUAUUAUUGUUCCCCGAGGAUGAAUCGGGAGAAUCGAGUCAACAGGAGGACGAUGAAAGUGAAGCCGGUGAAACAGAUGAACAAGAUAAUGAGGAUUUCCAAAUUGGCGAUGAACAAUUAGAGCGUAGAAGUGGAUCGUCCGGUCAUUUACAUCGUAAUAAUCUUGCUCCUGUAUAUAUGCAAUGGGCAAUACGCAAUCGUGAAUCGAACACGCGCACAGCGGGUUUACGAGUAACAGGUGGAAGUAAUCUGGUUUUCAUUGAUCCCGCAUCUUUAAGACGAACCACUGCCACAUCGGCUGUUGCAACUGCGCAAGAACCUAUAACCAUGGGGACCACUGCUAGUUGCCUGGCGCGAGCAUUUGGAAUUGUUAUUCGGCAAAUUGCCGAUCUGUUAGUUAUCAUGCAAGAUUAUAAGAAUCUAGCGCCCACCUUGCCACGAUUGAUAGAGAUUACUUUUCAAGAUGCUCUAAAUUUACAGUCAUAUUUAGAAGCGCACUUGAAACCUACUUGGGAUUGGUUACUCACGGUGAUGGAUGCUACAGAGGCACAGUUGAGAUUCGGAGUAUCUUUGACACGUAGCGCGGAUCCGACUCAUCCCGAACAUCCUCUUAAUAAUACUCCAUCUUUGUCCGGUGGUAAUUUCAGCGGUUUAUUGAACACAGCCGCUCUUUCGCUGACUUUACAAGGAAAUACAGGUCGGAACCCUCGCGGCAGUAUCACUACCAGCUCGAAUAUCUCCACUCCUCAAGCUUCAACACGACUCACCGUUGGUUUUGCAGGCGUUGGCGAGCCUCCGAGGAGCAGUAGAGAACGCGAAGGUGGCGAUGCACACUCGGCGAGACGCGAAUUCUUAUCAUAUUGCCUGUCUUUAAUGCGCGCCCACAACAGUGAACAUAGAGAUAGUCUACCGGUUUUAGACGUCUCAGCUUUAAGACAUGUCGCUUAUGUAUUUGAUGCACUUGUAUAUUAUAUGCGUUCUCUUUCGGAACCUCUUGCUUCCAGAGGUGAGACUCAGAAAGAAUCGUCCACUUUUUCCAGUUGGAAUGAUCAGGAUGAAAAUGACAAUGACGAAGGUGAGGAAUACAAUUCACCAGCACCAACUGCCAUGGAAACAGAUUCUGUAGAUUAUCCAGAUUUACUUCAAGUGCCCAUAUGUGGAUCUGGAAAUCACGGCAACUCGACACCGAAAGGAAGGAAACAUCCUUUUCUACAAAGAUCAGAUUCUACUUUGUGCCUUGGUUGCCCGCCUCUAGAUCCAUUUGAUACUGUAAUAGGUGAAGCGCUGCCGUUGGCUGAUCAACCGCACUUAUUGCAGCCACAUUCGAGACGCGAAGAUCUCUUUGGCAUCCCGAGACAACCAACUUAUUCUAAUACGGGUGGAUCUAGUCAAAAUUCUUUGGAAGGUUUGCCAACAAGACUAGGUCUCUCUGCACGACAGGGCACCGACAGUCAUAACAGUCUGACAACUCCAACAUUUAGUCAAGUUGUACAAGGACCGCUUUCUAAUUCUAAUUUAGAAUCAAGAAGAAAUUCCACUGGGGACUUGAAUUCUAUCAAAUAUAUGGAUAAAUUAAAAUCGUGUAAUCAUCCUAAUGAAGGACAUUCUCUCGUAGCAGAGCAAAUUGAUAGAGCACCUAUUAUAGUAUCUACAAAUAAUCAAAGUGAUGCAACAGCGAGUAUCAAGGGCAAAGACAUAUGCAAAAGUAGUAGAAGUGUUAUAGUCAGAGCUGGAACAGUAACGGAAUCAAAUACAAAUAAAAUCGGUGCGCCUGAAAUAUUGGUUGUGCCAACUAUCGAUAGUCAAAAUGUAUCCGAAGAAGUCGAUCCAGCUGCCACAAGUCACGAGAUAUCUGCUCACGAAACCGUUGAAACGAGUCCAAUAGAUUCCGCCAAAGCGGUAUCAUCAAUCGGGACGAAUAUCUCGCAUAAUAUCUUGUUAGGACGAUGGCGAUUGGCAUUGGAUUUGUUUGGACGAGUUUUUAUGGAAGAUGUAGGCUUAGAAGCUGGUUCAGUUGUAUCCGAAUUGGGAGGGUUUCCCGUGAAGGAAGCUAAGUUCCGUAGAGAUAUGGAAAAACUUAGAAACUCGCAACAAAAAGAUAUCACUAUCAAGGUGGAACGAGAUAGAACACAGUUAUUGGUACAGACAAUGAAAGAAUUAAAUACACAGUAUAAUAUAUAUAAUAGAAGAGCUUCGAACACUCCGCCUUUGGCAGUGAGUCGAGUUAAAGUCUUUUUCAAGGAUGAACCUGGCGAAGGAGCCGGUGUUACUCGAAGCUUUUAUACUGCAAUUGCUGAAGCAUUACUUGCGAAUGAAAAGCUUCCGAAUCUCGAAGCAGCACAAGUAGGAUCGAAAUACACGCAAUACAAUGUUUUGCAGAAACUGAAAAGCAGAGAUCGUGACCGUGAUCUCAGACGACAAAAUACACGUUCUUCUGGAAAAUGUCGCGAGACACGCCGGACCUUAUCUUUCGAUGCUCGUUCUUUCCAUCCAUCUAACACAAUCGAAGGAAAUAAUAGUUCCACACCUGGUAGCUCGUCAUCCAGUACUCACCCCUUGCCAAUUAAUCAUCCUAGUAACGAUCACUUGACCAUGCAUCAACAACAGCUCGGCGACAGAUUGUAUCCUAAGGUACAUGCUUUACGACCAGCAUUGGCUGAAAAGAUAACUGGUAUGUUGUUGGAAUUAUCACCGGCCCAACUAUUGAUGCUAUUGGCUUCAGAGGAUGCUCUACGACAGAAAGUAGAAGAAGCGUUUGAAUUGAUUCAUAGUCAUACUCAAGAUUUAACCAGCGAAAUGCUGGAUCUCGAUGUAUUUAGCUUAACCGAACGUUGCGCGGCAAAUAAGAAAAAACUGGAAAAUAGCAUUUUAGAUGACACCGAAGACAAUGCUCCGCUUUUUUAUUCUCCCGGUAAACGUGGUUUUUAUACACCAAGACAAGGCAGAGGCAGCUACGAACGAUUAAAUGCAUUCAGGAAUGUAGGAAGACUUAUAGGAUUAUGCCUCUUACAAAAUGAGCUUUGUCCUCUAUUUUUGAAUCGUCAUGUAAUUAAAUAUAUCUUAGGAAGGCCUAUACGUUUCCACGAUCUUGCAUUUUUCGAUUCUGUUAUUUAUGAAAGCUUGCGACAACUGGUUAUCGAUGCUGAAACGAAAGACAGUAAUAGCUUAUUCUCGGCUUUGGAUCUUACAUUCAGUAUUGAUUUAUGUCCCGAAGAAGGAGGUGGUUCAAUCGAACUUGUAUCAAAUGGACGUGACAUAGAAGUAACUGCAAAUAAUGUAUAUGAUUAUGUACGCAAAUAUGCUGAAGUUCGUAUGAUCAAGGUACAAGAAAAAGCUUUGCAUGCCAUGCGUGAUGGAGUUUUCGAUGUCCUUCCCGAUGGAGCGCUCGAUGGUUUAACUUCCGAAGAUUUGAGACUCCUUUUGAAUGGAGUCGGAGAUAUUAACGUGUCAGUUCUGAUAUCGUAUACGUCAUUUAAUGACGAGUCUGGUGAAUCGACGGAAAGAUUGGUUAAAUUUAAACGUUGGUUAUGGUCCAUCGUUGAGAAAAUGUCACAUGUAGAAAGGCAGGACUUGGUAUAUUUUUGGACUGGUUCUCCUGCACUACCUGCAAGUGAAGAUGGUUUCCAACCGAUGCCGACCGUAACAAUUCGGCCAGCAGAUGACGCGCAUCUACCAACCGCAAAUACAUGUAUUUCCCGAUUAUAUGUUCCACUGUACAGCUCUCGUCAUGUGUUACGACACAAACUACUUCUCGCUAUUAAAUCAAAAAAUUUUGGAUUUGUAUGAAUUUAAUUCUGUGUGGCUAUGUUGUAUACAAAACAAAGUCACAUUGUUGAUAAUGAUACAAGACCGGAGUUGUAUAUGUUGUUAUUUUUUUCCCUCUAGAAAAAAAUUUUUAACAUUUAUAAAUUUAUAAGGUGUAAUUAUGCAUAUGAUUUUUUUUGUUCCUGAAAAAUAGUUUUUAUCUUCAUAUAUAUAAAGAGAGAGAAUUUUAUAUUAUAUAAAAUGUCUUAUUUAGUCUCUCUCUCUUUCUCUCUCUUUAUAGCGAACAAAUAAAGUUUUCUCUAAAAUCAUAUGAGACUUCAUUUACUUAUCUUGAAUUUUAAUUUAUAUAUGUGUCACAUUCUCUACUCGAAGCACAUAAAUUUAAUAAUAGUCUAAUAAACUUAUUUCAUAUAAUUAUAAUUACAUCUUUGCAUUAUUCAUGUAUUUUUGCACAUAAAAAUUAUUAAUCUUGCUAAAAAUUUUCAUAUUGUGGUAAAAAUGUUUUUAUUACGCAUUUUUAAAAUGUAACAUAAAAUAAUGACAAAGUUUUUUUUGAUAAACAGGAUUUUUUAUGUAUAUCAAUAGCCAGUUUCUUGAAUAAUAGUGAUAUAUGACAUGAUAUAUAUCACACACACACAUUAUGUAUAUAUAUAAAACUUAAAAGACUAUGUAUGAAUAUCAGAUUAUAAAACGUGAAAUUUAAUAUUCAACAGUAUGGCAAAAUUUCCGAACAAUAUGUAUUUCAGUCUCAAUACAGAAGCUAAAGAAUUAUUAAUAAGUAAAUUGUAAUAUAGUAUAUAUGUAAUACCUCAAAAAUAUUAUUAAACA